AUGUCCGCACCUGUCGACAGUGUCACCGCCCAGAUGGCCACCACCUCCCUCAACGACAACAACGCUCCCACCGCCACGGAGAGCACUGGCGCUCAACAGCCCACCGCAGCCGAGGACGAGGCUGUGCGUGCGAGUGCCGCUGAGGGCAGGCGACUUUACAUUGGAAACCUCGCGUACGCGACCACCGAGGGGGAGUUGAAGGAAUUCUUCAAGGACUACCUGGUCGAGUCCACGACCAUCCCCACCAACCCACGCACCUCGCGCCCCGUCGGCUACGCCUUCGUUGCCCUCUCGACCCCGUCCGAGGCUGAGCGUGCCAUCGCCGAGCUCAACGGCAAGGCCAUCCUGGACCGCAAGGUCUCCAUCCAGCUCGCCCGCACUCCCGAGGCCCACGCUGAGGGCGCCGGCAGCGGAGCCGAGGGCAACACUGGCGAGGCCCGCCGCCGUACUUCCACCCGUGGACGCGGUCGCGGUCGUGGCCGUGGCGGCCGUGCUGGACGCGGCGGACGCGCUGCCGAUGCUGAAGGCGCCGAGCAGGUCGAGCUCUCCAACGAGGCUCCUGCCGACUCCACCCCUACAAAUGUACCCGGCCAAGUUGCUCCCCUAACCGAAACUACGAACGAAGCGCUUACCGCAAAGAAGGGCGCCGACAAGUCUGCUCCCCAGGGGCCCCGUGAACGCAAGCAGCGCGGUCCUCCCGAGGACGGUGUUCCCUCCAAGACAAAGGUCAUGGUUGCGAACCUGCCGUACGACCUGAAGGAGGACAGGCUUCUUGAGAUCUUCAAGGACUACUCCCCCACCCAGGCCAAGAUCGCCCUCCGCCCCAUCCCCCGCUUCAUGGUCAAGAAGCUCCAGGCCCGCGGUGAGCCCCGCAAGGGCCGUGGUUUCGGUUUCGUUACCCUCGGCUCUGAGGAGCUCCAGCAAAAGGCUUGCUCCGAGAUGAACGGCAAGGAAAUCGAGGGUCGUGAGAUCGCAGUUAAGGUCGCGAUCGACUCCCCCGGUAAGGAGGACGACGCUCCCGACGCGGCCGCCGAUGGCGAGGCUCCCCUCACCGAGACCGCGGCCGCCAACGAGACCGACAAGGUCGUUGAGAACCCUCCCGCCACCUCUACCCCCGCUGCCACCUCUACUCCCGCCGCCUAG
This is a messenger RNA of Alternaria ethzedia, 1143 nucleotides long. RefSeq lists its product as uncharacterized. Gene Ontology annotation, cellular component: cytoplasm; nucleus; ribonucleoprotein complex. NCBI's taxonomy places the organism in Eukaryota, Fungi, Ascomycota, Dothideomycetes, Pleosporales, Pleosporaceae. The coding region runs from base 1 to 1143 and encodes 380 amino acids. Gene Ontology annotation, molecular function: mRNA binding. The record is from RefSeq and is a predicted model, not a curated record. The transcript is spliced from 4 exons.